This is a messenger RNA of Geodia barretti, 1332 nucleotides long. NCBI's taxonomy places the organism in Eukaryota, Metazoa, Porifera, Demospongiae, Tetractinellida, Geodiidae. The record is from the annotation of a GenBank genome assembly.
UGCGCCCCCCCACAAUGGACGACUUUUGGCGAUUAUUUGCUCUCUCUCUGUCGAUGUUCUUCGGAUGCUAUCUAGCUGGGUCCAUCCCUCUGGUUCUCAGCCUCUCAGAGAGUCUGCUGCGGCGAGUGACGACGUUCGGAGCAGGUCUGCUGAUAGGGACAGCUCUCAUAGUCAUCAUUCCCGAGGGAGUGGAGGCUCUCUACAGUGAAGGUCUGGAGCACCAGCACACUCACAGAGCACCCCAUGCCCAGCCAACUGCCCACACAGUGGAGGUACUGGCAGCCAUCAACGCCCCAGACUUCCAGGCACUGAAUGAGAAUGGCGCUCAGCACCUGGUGGUCAAGACUGUGGCUCCUGACGCAGUGAGUCACGAAGAGGAGGAGGAGGAGGAGGAGGAUGAGGGAGGGGAGGAGGGUUUGCAGACACUGAUGGGGCUGUCCCUGUUGUUGGGGUUCAUUUUUAUGCUGUUUGUGGAUCAAGUUGGCGGUGGUCACUCACAUGCACCUCCUCCAGGAGUUGAUGUUGAGGUUGCUAGUGGGACAAGGCAUCGGAGACACAAUCUGACAGCUACCAUUGGACUAGUUGUACAUGCUGCAGCUGAUGGACUGGCUCUGGGUGCUGCUGCCGGUCUGUCUAAAGUAGAGGUCCAACUCAUCAUCUUCCUGGCAAUCAUGCUUCACAAGGUUCAGGCAUUAAUAUCGUAGCUACAAUGUGCAUGAUUUGUGUUUAUAUACUUGGGAAGGUAACUACAUCCCAGUAUACACAAUGAAAAUUUUUUGUGGAGUGUUGAAAUCGUAGUUCUUUACUUAGGCGCCAGCAGCAUUUGGAUUCACAUCUUUUUUGAUCCAUGAAGUAAGUUAAUCCUUUUGUAGCUGAUCUUCAGUCAGUUCUUUCUGAUGAUGAUAUUAAUAUUUCUCACACUGGAUAGGGGUAUGACAAGGCCACAGCCAAGAAGCACCUUCUUGUGUUUGCACUGGCUGCUCCACUAGCUGCCUUUCUCUCGUACUUUGGACUAGUCAGAAUAAUGUACGUGGUUCAACUCCCUAUUACCGGAGUGGCCAUGCUGUUCUCGGCCGGGACGUUCCUCUACGUGGCGACAGUGCAUGUCCUCAAUGAGCUGGUGCAGGGCCACACCCACUCACCAGCCGAUGCCAGUGCUAGAACAACCGCUGCCGGCUCUAACAAACUCAGUCAUUUGGAACUGCUCCUCCUCACAACUGGCGCACUGUUGCCUCUCACUUUCAGCAUCCUGCAUUCUCAUUGAUUCUUUUGCCAAAGUCAUUUAAGAUGUUCUCCGUUUCUUUCCCUCAAUACACUGUAUUUACACAGCCA